AAGCGCACAGCUGGGUGGGCUAAGGGGCGGCGGCGGUCUGGGAGCCGGGGAAGUUUGGGCCACCGCUCGCAGUGCUGCGUUUUGAAGCCAGGCUCAAACCGGAGAAUCAGGGGGGCGGCGGACCGACUUACCGACGCCUUCGGGCCCGCUGCCACCGUCUCGAGUCCUCUUCCCUGGAAAAGUGUUUAAACUUUAAAAAUGUCAUCCAUCAAGCACCUAGUUUAUGCAGUUAUUCAUUUCUUACGGGAACAAAGUCAGAUGGAUGCUUAUACUUCAGAUGAGCAAGAGAGUUUGGAAGUUGCAAUUCAGUGCUUGGAGACAGUUUUUAAAAUCAGCGCAGAAGAUACACAUCUAGCAGUUUCACAGCCUUUGACAGAAAUGUUCACAAAUUCCUUCUGUAAGAAUGACAUUCUGCCUCUCUCAAACUCAGUGCCUGAAGAUGUGGGAAAAGCUGACCAAUUAAAAGAUGAAGGCAAUAACCACAUGAAAGAAGAAAAUUAUGCUGCUGCAGUGGAUUGUUACACACAGGCGAUAGAAUUGGAUCCAAAUAAUGCAGUUUAUUAUUGUAACAGGGCUGCUGCUCAGAGUAAAUUAGGUCACUACACAGAUGCAGUAAAGGAUUGUGAAAAAGCAAUAACGAUUGAUUCAAAGUACAGCAAGGCCUAUGGGAGAAUGGGGCUGGCCCUCACUGCCAUGAAUAAAUUUGAAGAAGCAGUUACAAGUUAUCAGAAGGCAUUAGAUCUUGAUCCUGAAAAUGAUUCCUAUAAGUCAAAUCUGAAAAUAGCAGAACAGAAGUUAAGAGAGGUAUCUAGUCCUACAGGAACUGGAUUGAGUUUUGACAUGGCCAGCUUAAUAAAUAAUCCAGCCUUCAUUAGUAUGGCAGCAAGUUUAAUGCAGAAUCCUCAAGUUCAACAGCUAAUGUCAGGAAUGAUGACAAAUGCUAUUGGGGGACCUGCUGCUGGAGUUGGGGGCCUAACUGACCUGUCUAGCCUCAUCCAAGCGGGACAGCAGUUUGCUCAGCAGAUACAGCAGCAGAAUCCUGAACUUAUAGAGCAACUUAGAAAUCACAUCCGGAGCAGGUCAUUCAGCAGCAGUACUGAAGAACAUUCCUGA
This is a messenger RNA of Lipotes vexillifer (Yangtze River dolphin), 1113 nucleotides long. RefSeq names its product small glutamine rich tetratricopeptide repeat co-chaperone beta (gene SGTB). Lineage: Eukaryota; Metazoa; Chordata; Mammalia; Artiodactyla; Lipotidae. Bases 199 to 1113 code for a protein of 304 amino acids. Gene Ontology annotation, biological process: post-translational protein targeting to endoplasmic reticulum membrane. Gene Ontology annotation, molecular function: protein binding; molecular adaptor activity. Gene Ontology annotation, cellular component: TRC complex; membrane. The record is from RefSeq and is a predicted model, not a curated record. The transcript has 11 exons.